CUCCACCGCAUCCCCCUUCCUCCUCCAGUUGCCCCCGUUUGGCCUCUCUCGCCCACUCCUUCUUCUUCACGGAAUCUUGCUCUCCUCCCCUGCGCUUCCGUUUCUCUCCGUUCCCCCCUUCCCUCCUCCCGAAUCGGAGCCGCCAUGUGCGUGAAGGAUGAGAUCGGAGGGGAGGAGGCCGAAGAGAUCCAAAAGUUGGGAUCCCCCUCGAGCUUCGCCAGUUCGCCUAUGGAGAGGAUUUGUGAGAAUACAGUCUCCAUUGACGAUCUCAAUCCGGUUAUGAACUUUGUCCCGAUCGUUCGUUCUGGGGAAUGGUUUAAUAUUGGAGCUCGAGAGCACAUGGAAGAUACUCAUGUAUGCAUCAGUGAUCUAGCGAAAAAGUUUAGGCGUCGCUCUCUUGAUGCGGAGGCGGUUUCAUUCUACGGGGUGUUUGAUGGGCAUGGUGGGAAAGAUGCUGCACAUUUCGUAUGCGAUAACCUACCGAGGAUCAUCGCUGAAGAUUCUGACUUCCCACUCAAACUUGAAAAAGUUAUUGUCCGAUCAUUUCUGCAAACCGAUUUGCAGUUCGCAAAGACAUGCUCUCCUCAGGCAUCUCUUCCUCCUUCAGGCACUACGGCUCUAGUCGCAAUGAUUUUCGGAAGCAGAUCGCUAUUGGUCGCGAAUGCAGGUGAUUGUCGUGCAGUCCUUUCGCGACUUGGUGUGGCUAUCGAAAUGUCCAAGGACCACAGACCCUGCUGUGCAAGGGAGAGGCACCGUGUUGAAUCCCUCGGUGGUUUCAUUGAUGAUGGCUACUUAAAUGGACAACUAGGCGUCACUCGAGCACUAGGAGAUUGGCAUCUUGAAGGUAUGAAAGUGCCCGGGCAACCGGGAGGGCCACUCAUUGCCGAACCAGAGUUGAACCACAUUACGCUAUCAAAAGAGGACGAGUUCUUGAUCAUCGGUAGUGAUGGCCUAUGGGACGUCUUCUCGAGCCAAAAUGCAGUGGAUUUUGCAAGGCGACGAUUGCAACAGCACAACGAUGUCAAGGCAUGCUGCAAGGAUAUCAUUGAGGAAGCAUUAAAGCGAGGCGCGGACGACAAUCUCACAGUCGUUAUGUUGUGCUUCCAUGCCGAUCCUCCCAUGCGUAUCGCACAUCGGGGUAGGUUACAAAAGACCAUAUCCGCUGAGGGACUUAACAGCCUCAAGAGCUUGUUAGAAGAGAAGCCAUCUACUAAAGAUAACUAGAGUUACAUUGCUUCGUAACAACCUAUUUAUACGGCAAAGUGUAUCGUAUCUCCGGGACCAGAGAAAUAAAAAGCCUGAUGGGUCGAUAGGCCAGUCUCAUUCUUGUAACAACAUUGUAAACAUUGACAUUCACACAUAAAGAAAACAAAUGUUGUAUGAAA
Zingiber officinale is the source of this 1385-nucleotide messenger RNA. RefSeq names its product probable protein phosphatase 2C 27. Gene Ontology annotation, biological process: protein dephosphorylation. The transcript has 4 exons. Bases 145 to 1224 code for a protein of 359 amino acids. Gene Ontology annotation, molecular function: cation binding; protein serine/threonine phosphatase activity. The record is from RefSeq and is a predicted model, not a curated record. Lineage: Eukaryota; Viridiplantae; Streptophyta; Magnoliopsida; Zingiberales; Zingiberaceae.